AUGCGGAAAUUGGGCCAGGAGGCAGUCAGAUUAUUUAACCUGUCCAGUUGCUGGUUGUGCAUUGACCCUCUGGGACAUACUUCAGUGCAACCCAUUUCUGCUUCUGAUUGGGGGUCUGUUGAGUUGAUCGCUCAAGCCCACCCCACUGAUGGCUUAAAGUUUUCUGAGAAAGGAACUCUUGAAAAGCCAACUGUAUUUCGCAAGACUGAGCAGGCUAACUCUGACCGAGAAUUCGACCUCCUCCUAAGUGCCCCCUAUUUCCGGAAGCAUUUGAGGAAAAACCGAAUCCGUUUACAUUUGAAUGCUUCUCAGGGCCCAGUAUUCUCAAAGGCAACAUGGGCUUCCACAGCCCCUUCUGCUGCUUUUUGCUACCUAUCUAAUCAUUCUUCAGGAAUCCCGGUAGGGAGCCUUGACCCUGCACGAUGCAACUACACAAUCUGGAUUCGCCCUGGCGAAUCUAUGGAAGAAAAAUCAAAUUCUAUCUAUGUGUCCCUACCCUCUCCCUGGAUUCUAGGAACAAAUACAACCCAGGGUAACUCUGAUUCCCGGUACUGUUCAGGACGGCCAGCUAGAACUGGUGCCAAUCCCUGUUAUAAUGACUGGUCUCUUAUCAGUGUAAAAUCCUCUCCUGGGUCCUGUCUUAAGCUUUGGCCUGAUAAAACAGGGAAUGAAACAAUUUACUGGGAUCACUAUCGGGGAUACUUAUGGGCAGAAAAUGGGUAUGGCCCUGUCUCUGGAGGGAUAACCAACAAUCCCUGCCUAAACCCUUCCAUGGGCCUACUUCUUUCCCAGUCCCGGCUCCUGUACAAUAAUACUCCCUCAAUCUACGGUAAAGGCCCCUACACUUUAAGGGGAUCCAGAGUAACUGUCAACCAGUUCCCAGGAUCUCUAAUCUUUUCACUUACUCUGCCAAGGUCCCUGGGAAUGUUUUUCCUAUGUGGUGAUUCCCUUUAUCAAACCCUUCCUCCCCGAUGGUCGGGACUAUGCACCAUUGUCCGAGCAAUACCAGACCUCCGAUAUAUUCCAGGCACCACCCCAAUACCUGUAUCACUUCAAGACCUGAUUGUUGCUGAACCCAGCUCUCCUGCCAGACCUUUUCGUUUCCGACGUGCAAUCCCAAUCCUGCCCCUCGUAGUAGGAGGCAGCAUCCUGGCAGCUACAGGCGUAGGAACAGCAGGACUUAUCACUGCAAAUGACGUUUACAGAGAUCUGUCCCGAGAGAUGGCUGACAUGAAUGACCGGAUAGCCAAAGUGAUAGGAAAUAUGCAGAACGAACUUGGCUCUCUAGCUGGAAUGGUCUUGCAAAAUCGAAGAGCGCUUGAUGCGCUCCUUGCAGCCCAGGGGGGUGUCUGUGUCUUCCUAGAAGAGGAAUGCUGUUUUUAUGUUAACAAAUCCCAGCAAAUACAGGAUAGCAUAAAUGAUUUUCGAUCUCAUGCCACCCAGUUAAGGGAAAAAGCUGUGACAGACCAAUGGUAUGAUAUGUUUAGUUCCCUUUCCCCCAGGUUAGGUAGUUUCCUCAGAUCCCUCCUUCUUUCUGCCUCUGGGGUGCUUACUCUAUUUGCUCUAGUCCUACUAGGAAUUCGACUGGGGCUAACUUUGACUCGUAAAUGUUCAAAGAAAAUAAUGCUAUCCAUGGUUAUUUUCCCCUGGUCUUCGGGGCCUACCAUGGACAUGGAGAUUAGCUCAUCUCCCCAGUCCACAAAGGAAGGAUUUUUAGAAUUACCCUUCCAACCCCCAGAGGAGGAGUAA
Molecule: messenger RNA, 1749 nt
Organism: Trichosurus vulpecula (common brushtail)
Lineage: Eukaryota; Metazoa; Chordata; Mammalia; Diprotodontia; Phalangeridae
Product: syncytin-2-like
Exons: 1
Coding region: 1-1749 (582 amino acids)
Source: RefSeq, a predicted model, not a curated record